CUGGUGGACAUUUCCCAUUCUCGGACCCCAGAAGCUAAGGGUUGCUUGCACAGCCGCCAUGAAUUACAUCAAUCUGCCCACCGUGCUGCCCGUCUCCCCCAGCAAGACCCGGGGGCAGAUCCAGGUGAUCCUCGGGCCCAUGUUCUCAGGAAAAAGCACGGAGCUGAUGAGACGCGUCCGGCGCUUCCAGAUCGCCCAGAAUAAAUGCCUGGUCAUCAAGUAUGCCAAAGACACACGCUACAGCAGCAGCUUCUGUACGCAUGACCGGAACACCAUGGAUGCACUGCCGGCCUGCCUGCUCCGGGAUGUGGCCCAGGAGGCCCUGGGCGUGGCUGUCAUUGGCAUCGACGAAGGGCAGUUUUUCCCUGACAUCGUGGAAUUCUGUGAACUGAUGGCCAAUGCAGGCAAGACAGUGAUUGUGGCAGCACUAGAUGGAACCUUCCAGAGAAAGGCUUUCGGCAGCAUCUUGAACCUAGUGCCCCUGGCCGAGAGCGUGGUGAAGCUGACUGCUGUGUGUAUGGAGUGCUUCCGGGAAGCUGCCUACACCAAGAGGCUGGGCACGGAGAAGGAGGUGGAGGUGAUAGGCGGCGCAGACAAGUACCACUCCGUGUGCCGCCUGUGCUACUUUAAGAAGUCCCCUGUGAAGCCGGCCCCCGGACCAGACAACAAAGAGAACUUCCCUGUGCUGGGACAGCCUGGAGAGGCCUCAGCUGUCAGGAAGCUCUUUGCCCCUCACCAAGUCCUACAGCACAACUCUGCCAACUGAGAGGACCUGGGGCUGGAACUGCCUCACAAUAGAUACUGCCCUGGACAGGCUCAGCUGCUAUCGCAGCCUCUUUUACUUCCCUCUGGGUUGCUGAGGUGCUUCAGCUCAGCGGGGAGACAGCACGCCUGCUGGGUCCUUAGGGCUUGACAUUCAGCCAGAGGUGAAGACGGAGCCACAUGGUUGUUGUGACAUUGGUGGUGCUGGCUUCUUCCUCCUUGGUGGCUUUCACUGCUGAGUUUCAGUCUCGCGGAGCCCCGCCCCUUACCAAGGCUCCAGCCCUCCCUUUGUGCUCCCACAAUGGCCCCCAGAGCCAGUAUACAGUGGCAUUGGUCUUGCCCUGCUCAGAGCCCCAGCCCCAUGACUCAGGGCUCUUAGAGCUGUGCUUCUUAUGCUAUAGUGUAAAAUAAUUAUUAAAGUUUGCUACUUGAGAGCUUAUUU
Microtus oregoni (creeping vole) is the source of this 1204-nucleotide messenger RNA. RefSeq names its product thymidine kinase 1 (gene Tk1). The record is from RefSeq and is a predicted model, not a curated record. Gene Ontology annotation, molecular function: ATP binding; thymidine kinase activity. The transcript is spliced from 7 exons. Gene Ontology annotation, biological process: thymidine metabolic process. The coding region runs from base 59 to 766 and encodes 235 amino acids. Lineage: Eukaryota; Metazoa; Chordata; Mammalia; Rodentia; Cricetidae.